This is a messenger RNA of Westerdykella ornata, 513 nucleotides long. RefSeq lists its product as uncharacterized. Bases 1 to 513 code for a protein of 170 amino acids. Lineage: Eukaryota; Fungi; Ascomycota; Dothideomycetes; Pleosporales; Sporormiaceae. The record is from RefSeq and is a predicted model, not a curated record. The transcript has 2 exons.
AUGAGUUUACCCGAAACUCCCUCCAACGCUCACGAUGUCUUUGAGAAGCUUGAGACGUACAAUUGGGACGACGAUGUCGAGUUUCAAUCUGGAUUGAGCGCGAUUCUUGGGAAUAACUGCCCGCCGGAGCAAGCUGCGGAACUGACGCUGCGGGCGAGAUGUUUUUACUACUCUAGAAAACACAAUGUGAACAUCGACUUCGACGCCUACAGGGCAUAUCACAACGCUCGAUCAUCGAACGGUGCCCCAUCCGGAUCAACGUCCACGGAAGAAUCUGCCGGCGGUAUCCUACCCACUCCAGCAAAUGCAAACGAGCCUCCCGUGCCAUACCCUUCCUCCUUCGCGCACAUUGUAGAACUCAUCACAACAGGCCAACCCAUCCCGGGUAUAAGAGAGAUACCGAACACAGUCCUCACCGGGCAGGGAUCAGCGCCCGCGAAACCAAAGCGAAGGAAGCCAUGGGAAAAGGACGAAACAUCGCCAGCACCUGGCCAGGAACCAGCAGCUACAUGA